CUAGAUUGCAUGCAGGUGGGAAUAAAUUCCAUUGAAGCAAAUCACUUUCCGUGUCUCUACACUGCAAGUGUCCACCAGCAAAGUAAACUACGUUUGUCGAUUUACAAUUCAAGUUCUUUAUCUUAACUGAGAUUGUACAGGAUAAAAGACUAGGAUACUGUUCUGAUUUUGCUUAUCAGACCAAACACCGUCUGAAUUGUCGCCUGUUAAAAUAUGGCGCACUUUCAAUUUGAGUCCACCAUAAAUGACCUGGUCAAGUUAGACGCACCGAUGUUAAGAUGUCCUGCGCCCCGAUGGCAACGGAAAGCAAUGGAUAAAGAUGACCCUAACCAUCUAGCCCUGUCACCACUCCGAUUGUCUAAACUAAAAACACCAAAGACGACAUCUCGACGGUGCAGUUACAAAAACAACUUCACUCCAAACAAAACUCCUAAGAAGACGCCGAUGAGAUCUCAGGGGAAAGCUAAGCCCCUAGCUGGAAAAUCGAAGACUCCAGCCCAUGGAGUAAAUUACCAAGGAGAUCGAUUUAUUCCGAAUCGUUCAGAAAUUAACAUGGCUGUGAGUAAUUUUAAGUUGACUGCUGGUUCGAAUAGUCAAAAUUCAAGUGGUCCAGAAAGCCAGGCAAGUGGAGAUGAAGACCAGCAACAGCAGAACAAAAAAUACUCAUCGACUAUGGCACACUUGCUUAAUGACAACACGGUACAAGAAUCAAAAAUCCUUAAAUUUAAGAAAAACGCCCCAAGAGUUCCAGAAGGGUUUUCCAACAAUUUGAAAGUGUUGUACACAUCGAACUGCGGUAGCACAACCAAAUGUAAAAGUUACCGACAAAUACCACAGAAUGCAGACAGAAUCAUGGACGCACCGCAACUUCGAGACGAUUAUUAUCUCACUUUGAUGGACUGGGGAUUGAAGAAUUUGAUAGCCGUUGGUUUAGACAACGAAGUGUAUCUAUGGAACGCAAACAAUGGCGAAAUAACUCAUCUUCUGCAAAUGGAAAAUCCAGACGAAUACGUGUCGUGCGUGUCGUGGAUAGCCGAAGGAAAUGUUUUGGCCGUUAGCAACUCACUCGGACAAGUGCAGUUAUGGGACGUCGAAAAAGAAAAAUGCCUACGAACAAUGAGUGGUCACGCAGCAAGAGUUGGUUCGCUCUCAUGGAACUCAUUUCUUCUGUCCAGUGGCUCACGGAGCGGCGCAAUACACCAGCAUGAUGUGAGAAUCGCGGACCACCGAAUUGCUACUCUGAAUAACCACACGCAAGAGGUAUGCGGACUGCAGUGGAGUCACGACGGCAAGUAUCUGGCCAGUGGGGGCAACGACAAUCUAUUGAAUAUCUGGGGUGGUGGGUUAGGGAACGACACCACUCCUAUCCAUAGCUUCACUCAACAUCAAGCUGCAGUUAAGGCAUUGGCUUGGUGUCCAUGGCAACCAUACUUACUUGCUAGUGGUGGUGGUACGGCAGACAGACACAUUCGGUUUUGGAACUGCAACACAGGGUCUUCUCUUAAUAAUGUUGAUACAAACUCUCAAGUGUCAGCUCUGCUCUGGUCCCAUGAACACCGGGAGCUGAUUUCAAGUCAUGGAUACUCACAGUUUCAACUUACAAUCUGGAAAUAUCCCACCAUGGCUAAAGUUACAGAACUUAAAGGUCACACAAACCGGAUAUUAUCCAUGUGUCUUUCACCUGAUGGUACAAAGGUCAUGUCUGCUGCAGCUGACGAGACUCUGCGCUUGUGGCGAACCUUCGAGGGUUUAGAGAAACAGAAGAAAACAACUUCCAAAAACAAGCAUGACAUGCGAAGCAGCAUAAUUACCAAAGGGAUUAGAUAGGAAUGCUACUGUUUUCAAAGAUGUCCACUUGAUGAAAACGCGUAUUAGAAAAACAGUAAAGAGUUGCCAGGAAAUGACCUAGCAAUGAAAUUACGCGCAGUGCGUUUAGAAGCAAUGCCGUUUUGAUUUUUGUUAAUGCAAGUUUUAACAUACAGUGAUAAAAAUGAAUAAUAAACUGAUACUCAUCAAUGUAAUGAUAGAUUUAAAAUACUGCUUUUAACUAGACCAAAUAUUUUUAUUAUUACUAUUGUGAUUAUAGGCCUACUACGAAUAACAUUUGUUAUUUUAAAGUAUAGAUUUCAACAUUAAAUAUAUAUAUUUUUUAAUUUUUAUUCAUGUAUUACUGUUUGUGUUUUAUAAUUAGGUAUUAAAAUAUCAGAAACAUUUUAGUGACUGUUUUUGAA
Anneissia japonica is the source of this 2231-nucleotide messenger RNA. RefSeq names its product cell division cycle protein 20 homolog. Gene Ontology annotation, cellular component: anaphase-promoting complex. The record is from RefSeq and is a predicted model, not a curated record. Gene Ontology annotation, biological process: anaphase-promoting complex-dependent catabolic process; positive regulation of ubiquitin protein ligase activity; positive regulation of anaphase-promoting complex-dependent catabolic process. The transcript has 11 exons. Gene Ontology annotation, molecular function: ubiquitin ligase activator activity; protein binding; anaphase-promoting complex binding. Lineage: Eukaryota; Metazoa; Echinodermata; Crinoidea; Comatulida; Comatulidae. Bases 214 to 1827 code for a protein of 537 amino acids.